AUGGGUAAAGAAAACGAGCCCAAGACCUACCGCUAUAAUGAGACUCCCAUCUACACUACCUCCAAUGGCUGCCCAGUCAUGGACCCCCAGGCUGCUCAGCGGGUCGGCCGCAACGGGCCUCUGCUCCUCCAGGACUUCCACUUGAUCGACCUUCUUUCCCACUUCGACAGAGAGCGCAUUCCCGAGCGAGUCGUUCAUGCCAAGGGCGCUGGCGCUUACGGCGAGUUUGAGGUUACCGACGACAUCAGCGACAUAACUGUCAUCGAUAUGUUGAAGGGUGUUGGCAAGAAGACGAAAUGCUUUACUCGUUUCUCCACCGUCGGAGGCGAGAAGGGUUCUCCCGACAGCGCUCGUGAUCCCCGUGGCUUUGCCAUCAAGUUCUACACAGACGAGGGUAACUGGGAUUGGGUCUUCAACAACACACCCGUGUUCUUCAUUCGCGACCCUGCCAAGUUCCCCAUCUUCAUUCAUACCCAGAAGCGCAACCCUCAGACCAACCUGAAGGAUGCCACGAUGUUCUGGGACUACCUGUCCACCCACCACGAGGCUGUCCACCAAGUCAUGCACCUCUUCAGUGACCGUGGUACUCCCUACUCCUACCGCCAUAUGAACGGAUACUCUGGCCACACCUAUAAGUGGAUCAAGCCGGACGGCACUUUCAACUACGUCCAGAUCCACUUGAAGACCGACCAGGGCAACAAGACCUUCAACAACGAGCAGGCCACUCACCUAGCCGCUGAGAACCCGGAUUGGCACACCCAGGAUCUGUUCGACGCCAUCCAGCGGGGCGAGAACCCCUCCUGGACUUGCUACGUUCAGGUCCUGAGCCCAGAGCAGGCUGAGAAGUUCCGUUGGAACGUCUUCGACCUGACCAAGGUCUGGCCGCAGAGUGAGGUGCCCCUGCGCCGCUUCGGCAAGUUCACCCUGAACAAGAACCCUGAGAACUACUUCGCCGAGGUUGAGCAGGCGGCUUUCUCUCCCUCCCACAUGGUCCCCGGUGUCGAGCCCUCGGCCGACCCCGUCCUCCAAUCCCGCCUCUUCUCCUACCCCGACACCCACCGCCACCGCCUGGGCGGCAACUAUGAGCAGAUCCCCGUUAACUGCCCGCUCCGGGCCUUCAGCCCCUGGCAGCGCGACGGCUACAUGAACGUCAACGGCAACUACGGUGCCAACCCCAACUACCCCUCCACCUUCCGGCCCUACCGCUACGAGCCCGUCAAGGCCAGCCAGGAGCACGAGAAGUGGGCUGGCUCCAUCGUCACGGAGCAGCUCCCCAUCACCGAAGAUGACUACGCCCAGGCCAACGGCCUCUGGCAGGUCCUCGGCCGCCAACCCGGCCAGCAGGACAACUUCGUCCACAACAUCGCCGUCCACCUCUCAGCCGCCCACGAGCGCGUCCGCAAGGCCACCUACGCCAUGUUCUCCAAGGUCAACGCCGACCUGGGCGCCCGCAUCGAGAAGUCGACCGAGGCCAAGGCCGCCGGCGUCAAGUCGGCCCGUCUGUAAAAUCAAAAAUCUGAGCUUAGUGCCUAGUUAGCUGUUUGAUCUCUUGCCUCUUAGCCUGUUGUGUUGUGUCUUGAUCCCUGCUAUCGGGU
Messenger RNA from Aspergillus homomorphus CBS 101889, 1595 nucleotides. RefSeq names its product catalase. Bases 1 to 1506 code for a protein of 501 amino acids. Gene Ontology annotation, cellular component: peroxisome; cytoplasm; mitochondrion. Gene Ontology annotation, molecular function: heme binding; catalase activity. The record is from RefSeq and is a predicted model, not a curated record. NCBI's taxonomy places the organism in Eukaryota, Fungi, Ascomycota, Eurotiomycetes, Eurotiales, Aspergillaceae. The transcript is spliced from 3 exons. Gene Ontology annotation, biological process: hydrogen peroxide catabolic process; response to hydrogen peroxide.